Molecule: messenger RNA, 1384 nt
Organism: Daucus carota subsp. sativus
Lineage: Eukaryota; Viridiplantae; Streptophyta; Magnoliopsida; Apiales; Apiaceae
Exons: 6
Coding region: 1-1212 (403 amino acids)
Source: RefSeq, a predicted model, not a curated record
AUGGCUUUUAGAAGAAGGCAAAUAAUCACCAGGACGUCUACGUGCAAGGACGAUGAUGACGAUGAUGAUCCUACCUCCUCUUCCUCCUCCUCCUCAUCUCUCGCGGCUCAGGCCUUCAUAGCGGCUCGCUCUGAUUCUUCUUAUUCUCCUCGAUCACCUCAGGGGCCUACCUAUGAUUAUAGAUCAUUAAAAACUACAAAUGAUCAAGCAGGAGGGUUCUGGAAUGUUCUUGCAAGGACAGCUAAAUCAGUUCUUGAAGAAGAUACCAGUCCUAGACACUAUUCGAGGCCUAAUCAGAUGGCAUAUAACUCUACUUACUUGACAAAUGACCAGUAUUAUCAUUCACGUCUAUCAAAUGAGAGGUCGAAACCAGUGGACAAUCCUUCUCUUCGGAAAGGCUUAGAUGCACUGACAUCCUCAUUUAAUCAAUUUAGUGGUACCACUGGAAAUGCCUUGGAGGAAGGUCGAAGUAAGGUGGAAAAGAAGUCUCCAGAUAUUCUUCAACAAUCACGGAGUAUGCAAAUUAGGAGAAAAGGAAGCGAUUUAGAGGGAAAUAGUCAGGCAUCAGGCAUACCUAAGCAGGAACCACUGAUAAACUCUGCACAACCACGGGUGCAGUCAAAUCAACAAACUCAAAUCAAGGCAUCUCGCGAUGUGGCAAUGGCAACAGCUGCAAAGGCAAAACUACUACUUAGGGAGCUGAAAAAUGUCAAAUCAGAUCUAGCUUUCUCUAAGCAACGGUGUGCUCAACUAGAAGAAGAAAAUAAAAUGCUAAGAGAGGCUUUUGACAAGGGUGAUCACCCUGCUGACGAUGACAUGAUUCGUCUUCAACUUGAGACACUUUUGGCAGAAAAGGCUCGUCUGGCCCAUGAAAAUUCUCUUUAUGCUCGUGAGAAUCGCUUCUUGAGGGAAGUUGUUGAAUUUCACCAACUAACAAUGCAGGAUUUUGUGUAUCUGGAUGAAGGCGUUGAAGAGGUUUACCCCGUACCUGGUAUCUCUAGAAGGCCUUCUCUUUCCCCACCAUCACAUCGAUCCCCAACACCUGAGAGAUCACCAUCCAGAACCUCUAUGGUUUCCAAUAAAAGCUCCCUUGGUCCUUUACAGUUGCAAGCAGUAACAGAAGUAGUAGGGAAUGAAGCCCCUCUAGAUUCCACUAGUCCAGUUUCUUCUCCAGAAACUGCAACAGCAAAACCAAAUACUUAUUCUACCUAAUUUUAAUUAUCCUUGUAGUAUUACGAGUUAUAUAGUUUAGUUUAUUUCUUAGGGAUGGAGCAUGCUUGACAGUUGCACUGGUAUUUACCUUCCUUUUAGCAAAUUCUGUGCAUGAUUGUUUGUUAACCUUCUGGUCAAUUCUUGAAGUAAAAGAAGAGCUGCUCUUUCUCCG